Aphis gossypii (cotton aphid) is the source of this 3782-nucleotide messenger RNA. Its product is annotated as proteoglycan 4-like. The transcript has 4 exons. The coding region runs from base 2109 to 3479 and encodes 456 amino acids. The record is from RefSeq and is a predicted model, not a curated record. NCBI's taxonomy places the organism in Eukaryota, Metazoa, Arthropoda, Insecta, Hemiptera, Aphididae.
CUAAUAUACUCAUAAACACCUUCAAUUUUAAUACUAAUAAAACUAAUAAAAAAAUAAUAAUAUAAGCUAUUCAAAUUGGUCAAAACGCUUAAAUUUGGAAGUUGAAUACUAUAUUUCAAAAGUAAGCUGCAGUUUAUAGUGGAACUAAAAAUCUUAGGAAUAUAGAGCAGGUAGCCUGGUCUCGAACAGGUGAUGGUCGCGGGGAGGAGAGUGUGUUGUUUCCCCCUCGGAAAACGUAUACGCACGACGUGUUCGUGAUCACGAGUCCCGUGCGGCGAUAUUCCUACCUACGAUCGAAUGGUCGGUGUCGGUUGGCCGUGGGGAGUGUUCAGGCAGCGACAGGUAGCUGUUGUCUCCGCCGCCUCGUGUUGUUCACGCGCUACGGUCCGGUGCUUGCGAGUACGCGAGUCGUCGACGUCGAUGAUAUACUCGACACUACGUCGACAACACUUACCGCCCCUUUCACAUCUCAAACGAAAAAAUGCACAACGUGAGUCCACUCGUGGAAAUAUUUGGGACAGAUCUGUGAAAGGAAAAUUAAAAAAAAAAGUCUAAUAGUGUCGUCAUCAGUAAUUUGGUACAUAUAAAAAAAAGGCUGUUCUGUUAUGUAUAUAUAACAAUAUUACUCAUCUCGAUUAAAAACAAUUUAUUAUGACAGAAAUUUAAUAAAUUUGCUGUCAUUGCUUUUGUCAUCUAAAUAUUGUAUCGGCAGACGAUUGUAUUAUUUUUCACGGUAGUGUAAAUAAUGUGAUGCAUGCUCAAUUAUCUAUUGUCUCAGUGACCAAUGUGCGAGAACCUUUAUUUUUUAAUGAACAUAACGCCCAAUAUAUUUUUAUUUUCGGUAGUACCUAAUAAUAUUUUCGAAUAGGUAACUAUUAAUUUUUACGCGCGUAUCGUAUGCAGCAUACGCAUCUUAAUACAAAAUUAUAAUUUUUUUACUUACCCGAAUUCCUAUAAUACAUACCUAUACGUAUUUAUUUAUUGAAUGAUUAUUGAAUUUCGUAUUUAUGGUUUGCAAUGUUGUACAUUGGAUAGGAGGUAAUUAUUUUAGUACGCCUUUGUGUACCUAUAGAUUUAAAGAUUAUCGACAAGCCUGUGACUGACUAACAGAAAAUUAUAUCUGACGUUCCAGAUUUAUUUUAAUAUUUUAUGACAGUUUUUUUCUUCUUUUUUUUAUGUGUGGAAAGCGAAUAAAAUUAAAUGAUACCUAUUUGCUGUUCAAAAACAACAGAGGAAAAUUGUUAUAGUGUAAAUAAACGAUAUACCUAUAUGUUUAUGAUGAUGUCUGCAGCGCACUGUUUGUUUUCUCUCUAUGGUCCAUAUACGCAAUAUAUAGACACUUAUGUAUUCACGCAGAAUCGUUUUUUAUUUUUUUUUAUUUUGAAAGUCGAAUACAAAAUAAAAUAUAAAACCAAUAUGUCAUAAUCUCAAAAAUGUUAUUCUCUGUUAUAUAUGUAAUAAGUGAUUUUAAUCUAAGAUAACUCAUUAAUCAUAAAAAAACGAUUUUAAUAAGUGAAAGCGUUUUAUCUAUAAUACGCGUGGGUAUGAGGGAGAAAACAAAUAUUACGCUGACGUCUUCUUAAAAUCUACCUCCAGGUGGUUUCACCAUGGCUUAAUACGGCAACAAGGUGAAGGGACUAAAUUAAAUAUAUAUAUAUAUAUGUGUGUGUGUGUGUGUGUGUGUGUGUGUGUGUGUGUGUAUAUUGUAUAUAUAGUAUACAUCGUGUAAUGAAUGCGCAGUGACAAAAUUGUUAAGAAGGAUCGACACUCACCCCUCACCUCGCACCAAGUAUACGACACUAGUCCAAAGGUUCAAAUGAAUAGGUACACAGAUAGGUAGGUAGUUAGACAACAGGUAAAGUAUAUGAAAACGUACAUUGUCCGGCCGGAUGCGAUGUCGCGAAUCAUGAUAACGGAAGUCGAUAACUGUCCCUACCAAUCGGAUCGAUUCCUUAUAUUGAAUAAAAAAAAAUACAGUAGAUGCAGCGUUAUAUUAUAACGGUCGGACGUGAACAAAUGUCAGUCGUUCUACAGUCUCUGGACGUGCAUGUUACCGUCUCCGGACCGUUACAAUUGUGUAGGGCAGUGUUUGGCACUUCGUUUUGAAAAUGGACAACGGAUCUGAAGACGGAAUUCGUGUCGACGUCGCUUACGAAAACCGCGAACGUAAAGACAGCAAUUCUGAACGGAAAACAGUUCGGUUCGACCCGCAACCGCCGAGGGUGAUGUAUCUCGACUUGGAAAAAGGUUAUGAUCCAACUCCACGACCGUCGUACUUGGUUCGUCAGCGCGUUGUGAAAUAUCAGAUGGAAUUGUCGAAUCGCUCGAAUGCGAAGCCACCUCUGCCGCCUAGGAAUAAUGUUGACCCGUUGAUUGCGCUCGCCGAGUUACUAGAGCAACCGUUGCCACCUACACCACCGCCUUCACCGGUAAUAAAGAUGAACCAGCCGAAUCUUAAGCCGAAGCCGCUCCUAAAUGGACAGUUGACGGUCACCAGUCGGGGCGUGCAGCACUACAGACGCGACCCCGCGUCUGUAGAAGCACUUGCCCGCAGUACCGCUGUAGGAGGAACCCAUUACGGAAAUCCCGCGUUGCCGACGCAAUUUUACACAGCGCUCAGCAUGAACCCAAACGUACCGCCGAAAAUACCGAAAAAGGCGAAAAUGCCACCACCCCCUCCCCCGCCAUUGCAACCAAAGCCAUCCACGUUAAAGGCCACAGCGGAGGUAGCGGUGCAGGAGGAGCCGAAGCCGUCCACAUCAAAGGCGGCAGUGCAGGAGGAGUCGGAGCCGUCCACACCUAAGGCGGCAGUGCAGGUGGAGCCAAAGCCGUCCACAUCUAAAACGGCAAUUCAGAAAGAGCCGAAGCCGUUAAAGAUGGUAGUGCAGGUUGAGGUGCACGUGGAGCGGAAGCCGUCGACUUCUAAGGCGGCAGUGCAGGUGGAGCCAAAGCCGUCCACAUCAAAGGCGGCAGUGCAGGUGGAGCCAAAGCCGUCCACAUCAAAGGCGGCAGUGCAGGAGGAGUCGGAGCCGUCCACAUCAAAGGCGGCAGUGCAGGAGGAGUCGGAGCCGUCCACACCUAAGGCGGCAGUAGACAUGGUGGUGCAGGAGGAUCCGAAACCGUCCACAUCUAAGGCGGCAGUGGAUAUGGUGGUGCAGGAGGAGCCGAAGCCGUCCACAUCUAAGGCGGCAAUGGACUUGGCGAUUCAGGUGGAACCGGAGCCGUCCACAUCUAAGGCGGCAAUUGACUUGGCGAUUCAGGUGGAACCGAUGACGAACGGUCAGACGCAGUCGGAUGGAAAACAGCAGGACGACGGCGGUAAUGACAAGAAGCACAAAGGUAAGUGCAAAAUACGCGAUGGUCGGUGUAAAAAGUGCGAGCGCGCGUCCAGCCAACAAGCGGACGACAACAACCAUGAUGGACCCGGGAUGCGAUGUUUGCUUUUCACCAUCCAGUGCUUAGGAUGCUCCACUAUGUGAUUAUUUAAGGUAUUUCGCUCAACUUAUAGUUCAAUGUUAAAUGUAUUAUUCUUAUGAAAUUGCUUUUAAUGUUUACUGCAAUAAUUAAUAACACGUCAUAAAAGUUUUGUAUUAUUAUUAUUAUUAUCAUGUUUUUUUUUUCAAUAAUAAACAAAAAAAAUUUAACUUUCUACUUAAAAUAUUGACUAUAUUAGAAUAAUACGUUUGGCAUUGUUUUAUAGACACAAUAAAAAAUUGUGUCCGUCCGAUGUGUACGUAGUGAUAUUAAUAUUAUUAUUGUUUUUUUAUUAAUUUUUUUUUUAU